AUGGGCCAGGCGGAGGACCCAAAAGCGUGUCUUGCAGGCAAGUUCACGCAAGCAGCUGGCUACAAGGGCGAAGUGGAGGAGGAGCCCAGAAAGCUGGAAACUGGCCAGAUGUACGAAGUUGUAGCGAAUUUCGUUGCGGUUCGGAAGCUUCCAUCGCUUGAGGCUCCCUUCGUUCGGCGGCUGAAGAAAGGUGCCAAAGUAGAGAUGUUUGAGUGGGACAAGACCCGUCGAUGGCGGAGGGUGUGCAUCGAAGCACCAGUCGAUGCGGAAACGAAGCCAAGGGCUCCGACCAUGACGGAGGCACAGAGGAGGUGGGCGACCGGCGAGCCUGUGUGGGAUUCAGCGAGGGGAAAAUGGGUGGAUGCCGCCCCAAAGAUAGAAGUCCUGGAUUCUGAUUCCGAUGCGGAAGAUGCGGUGGUGAGAAGAGAUGCGUGGAUCAUGGUUCACCAUCCAGAGAUGGGCCUUCUACUGCAAGCAGUACAACCUGGUGACCUACCGGAAGCCCAGCUCAGCGAUCCUGCGGCGAACGAGCCGAAGCCUGUCAAGAGGCAACAGGACCAGCACCUGCCUGGGCAAGCAGCGGUGCCUGCAACCGCUGCUUUUGCAGUGGAGAAGGCGCGCUUCGAUUUCUACUGGGGCAACACUCCCAAUGCGGCGCCACCGCCCUUGCAGAGCCAGCCAGUCGUUCAGGGUCAUGGACCACAGAUUCUACCCGCUGCACGUCAUGACGCAGAUUUCGCCCCUGAGGUGCCGGCCGAGCCCGCUCUCAUCUCGGCGGUGCGAAGUGGGGAUGAAGAGUCGGUUCGCGUGCUGCUGCAGACUGGUCACGAUCCCAACAUUGUGGAUGCUUUGGGUGAAACACCACUGUUCGAAGCAGCCUCUGCGGCGAACCUGCGAAUUGUUGCUGCGCUGCUGCUGCAUGGGGCAGAUUCUUUGCACCGUUCAGAGCAUGGUGCCGUUGCUGCAGACGUAGCGGAGGAUCCAGCAACACGAGCUUUGCUGAGAAGAUGGGAUGGCCAGGACUCGGUUCCAAAGAGUGAUCUUGUCCAGAUGUUGGGCAAGCUGACAGAAGCUGAUGCCAAAUCCGUGGCCUCACGGUUGAAGCUCGAGGUGAGCAUGGAGGAGAGCCAGCCAGAAACUCCGGCACAGAUUGAUCCUGCGAGCCCUGGAGUUCGAUAUCGCGUCGUGUACAAGAAG
Symbiodinium sp. CCMP2592 is the source of this 1197-nucleotide messenger RNA. The record is from the annotation of a GenBank genome assembly. NCBI's taxonomy places the organism in Eukaryota, Dinophyceae, Suessiales, Symbiodiniaceae.